AUUAUUUAUUUAUUUGUUAAUUAAUUGUAACCAAUUAUAACGGAAUAACAAAAAGAAAAACAGAAAUCAAAAGAGAAAGGAACAGUAGUGGGGGGAGGAGAUGGCGAGGAGGAAGAUAAGCAAGGAAGAAGUUGUACAGAAGCUUAAGGACGACGGCGAUUUUGACAGUCUCCGCGUCAAUAUCAUACGCCGCCUCAAAGAUAACGAGGAAUUACGGAACAACAUGAUAUCACUUGUCAAGGAGUCAGCAGCUCUGAAUCGACCGGGUGUUCAAAAUAUGAAAACUAGGCAACUCUCUGAUGCCAUUUUCCAAGAAGUCGUAAGCAAGAUGCUGAGCCAGCUCUCAGAUGGGUUGUGGGGGAUAAUAAGAUCAGAAGACGGGAUGAAGAGCGAGAUCAAAGAAACCGUGCAAUCCGUCUAUGCUAUAUUAUCUAACCCAGGAGGCCUUCAAGAGGGACCAUCCACGAGAGAAGCGGGACGUAAUAUACCAGCACCGGUCUCAAUAGGUGAAGCCUCCUCGUCUUAUCCCCAUUUAGAGAAGGAGCUACCUAGGUUUGGUCCAGCUGGUAAACAGAAGCAAGAGCUGAUUCGAGGAGCUGUAGAAGAAGAAAGCAAAGGAGAAGCAGCAUGUAGUUAUAGUAGCACCAACAGAGUUAAUCACAUUGACAACAACAGUGAUGACGAAGAUCAUGAACUCCCUCCUGGUUUUGGCUAAACAUGUAGUUAUUCUUUUUAGACUUUUCUUUGUGUAAGAUUAUAGCACUAAAAUCAGAUCUUAUAAUAACAAUCACAUUGAGAAUAA
This is a messenger RNA of Brassica oleracea var. oleracea, 802 nucleotides long. RefSeq lists its product as uncharacterized. The record is from RefSeq and is a predicted model, not a curated record. Lineage: Eukaryota; Viridiplantae; Streptophyta; Magnoliopsida; Brassicales; Brassicaceae. The coding region runs from base 101 to 715 and encodes 204 amino acids. The transcript is spliced from 3 exons.